CUUGAGUUUCAACCCAAGAACCCAAUCUAGUACCUAAGAUCAUAUUACUCCUAGAAUCAAAAGUUGAUGAUGAUUACACAUAAAAGAUAACCUUAUCCAUUCAUUUCCAACCGAGAAGCUGCCACAUCAGACACAACCAAAUAUCCCAAAAAUCUCCACCUCAAAUUCUCCAUUGUCUCCACCAUUACCUCUCUCAUAACACACGCACCACACCCAUUUCCCUUCUCUCCAAGCACCCUUCACUCCGAACAACCGAUUCCAAUGGCUUCAACUUCGAUAAUCUCAAUGGCUGUGCCGGUAACCUGUGCCACCACCAAGAAGAUUGAGUCACCGAUCUCUCAUGCAUUCUUCAAGGCACCACUGACUCUGAGGCCAUCAUCAAAGUCUAACGGAAGGUUUCAAGUGAAAGCAUCGCUGAAGGAGAAAGUUGUGACAGGGCUGACUGCAGCUGCACUGACAGCUCAAAUGGUGAUUCCUGAUGUGGCUGAAGCUGCUACCGUUUCACCUUCUUUGAAGAAUUUCUUGCUCAGUAUUGUUUCUGGUGGAGUUGUGGUUACGGCCAUUCUUGGUGCUGUUAUCGGUGUUUCCAAUUUCGACCCUGUCAAGCGAGGCUGAGAAUGAAUCUGAUUCUCAGGCCCAACCGAGGGUAUUUUAGUAUUUCUCUCAUUGUUAUAUUUAUCUGUAUAAUGUAUUCAGAAAUGAACUCUGUGUUGUGUGUAAUAUCAUAAUAUGUGACUCUUGAUCU
Molecule: messenger RNA, 745 nt
Organism: Lathyrus oleraceus (garden pea)
Lineage: Eukaryota; Viridiplantae; Streptophyta; Magnoliopsida; Fabales; Fabaceae
Exons: 1
Coding region: 262-615 (117 amino acids)
Biological process (GO): photosynthesis
Cellular component (GO): photosystem II; membrane
Source: RefSeq, a predicted model, not a curated record